UGCGGAUGUAGAAAAUUUAUUCAUGAUGAACAAAAACAAACAGACGGCACCUCGGACGGCACUUCAAUAAUUCGCUCGAAAUUUGUUCGAUUGUCGACGAAAAAGCAAAGAAAUCGUUGUGAAAAUGAACAGCGAAGUAGAUGUGUUUCUCAUUCCUCAUACACGGAUGAAGCAGCUGGUUAAAGAGACGUCUAACCAGGUAGAUUUUGUAAAAUUUGUAGGAACGUAGUCAGUGGACUGUGCAAACGAUUUGCCAAAUAUGACAGUGCAAAAUUGCAAAUGACUUUUAAUGUGUACUUUUUGCUUUGAUUCUCAGUAGAAGGCAUUAUAAAAUUCCUACAAGCAUCGUAUAAUUCAACGACCUUUUAGCUGGGGGAUAUUUUUAGCACAGAUUUAAUAGAGCUUUAUAUAAGAAACAGUAUACUUCAAAAUAUAUGUAGUAUUGGCCCGUUUUAGAUAAUUAUGUAACUCGCACAAUGGUAUUAAUUAAAGUGUUUUAAAUAAUUUAACCACUGGUCAUAACCCCAAAUCUAAUUUAACUCUGAGAGGGUAAUUUUUUAAUUGUAGUGAAUUGCUUUUGAAAUGAGGUCAUUCUAAUUGUCUUUUGAAGCAAGGAAUUGUAAUUAUAAUAAACCCUUAAAGUGGCCAAGCACCAUGACGUUGCCCCCAUUUUAUUAUUUUUAAACUAGUCUAGCCACAGAGUAAAUACAUAUACAGAGGCAUAACUGACAGUAAACACUGCGGAAGCUUACUUUAUCAUGACCCACUUUUUUUCAGGUGACCGAGCAAAAAAUGGGUCGUUCCAGAAAAGAUCCACACUCCCCCCAUGGAGGAAAUUUCUGCCGUCCGGAGGGGGAGGGGAGACAAAAUUGUUUCUGAUAAAUAGUAAAUGUAUUAGGACAUCCGAAGGGGGUAGGGGGGUUAACUUCCAAUUUCCUCUGUGGGGGUGGUAUGGAUGUUUUCUGGAAUGACCCAAUGAUCAACGUGCGUGUGCUCGGCAAGUUUUAAAACAAGCCGCCAUCCGAUCAGACGCAUGCAUCUAGUAACUUGCCAAGCACGCGCACAAAAAAAGUGGGUACACUAGUUACAACUCUGUAUAUGUAUGUACUCUGUGGUCUAGGCAGGGUGUCAAAAUUGGUUUGAUGAUGAAAUUGGAAAUUUCAGUAAGCCUGUGAGAUUCAGAUCGGAGUUAAGGAUUAUUGUGUUUCUUAAGUGACGUUCAUGUCAUGAAAUUUUUGUUUGUGGAAACACCACGUAAUUUCAUUACUGCAAAGCUUUCGAUCCGUAAGCCCGGAUCUUCAUCAGUGCUAAUAAUAUGACAUAUUAUUUAACAAUUAUUCGCCGAAGGCGAGGUGAUUAUCGGUGAAUAAAAACCGAGACGAAGUCGAGGUUUUUAUUCACGAUAAUCACCGAGCCUGAGGUGAGCAAUUGUUUUAAUAUAAUUUCAUAGGUGAUUAUUUGGAAAAAAAUUUAAAAAUGCACAUUUCUUUGUCUUUUAAUUAAUUGACAAAACGGCUUCAGCCGCCAUUUUGAAAAUCGCUUAGGUGAUUAUCACGUAAUAAUCACCUCAACGGUAACCAAUCAGCGUGGAGAAUUUUCAAUAAUCACCUAUAUAAUUAUACUAAAACAUAUUAUUAGCACUGAUGAAGAUCCGGGCACAGAAUAGAUACCGGACCAGAAGUGUCACUCCUAUGUGUUUUGGCUGAAGGAAAACGUCCGAAAUUUUUUUGCGUGCUAUGACGCCAUCCUGGAGUGCACCCGGCACUUUGUACCUAUGUUUUCCUAUGAAAAACUUCUGUGUGCAUUCCAGGAUGGCGUCAUAUGAUGGCGUAUUUUCACAUCAGCACUCGUAAAAUUUCGGACAAAAUAUCGUCUGAGUGACACUUCUGGUCCUAUAUCUAUUCUGUGAUCCGGGCUUACGGAUCGAAAGCUUUGCAGUAAUAGAUUUACGUGGUGUUUCCACAAACAAAACUAUUAUAUGUUUUAUCGCCAUGCAAACAUAUACAAAUAACUUAUUAGAUAUAUAUUGUUUGGGUACCGGACUUAUAAUGUAGAAUAGAAUAAACAAAAAAACGUUUUGUAAAGAUAGAUUUUCCAGGGCAUGGGGCAGGGCUCGAAACUUGCGGUAUCCCGAUAUCCACAGGAUAUCAGAUUUUAAUUUUGGAUACUGGCUAUCAUAAGCUCAGUAUCCCAACUGGAUACUAGGAAAACUUAGAAAUUGCGAUAGUAGAUAAUCAUCUAGACGUUUGGCAUGUUUCCGAACUUCAAUGUCUACGGAUUUUGGCAGAAUAUUUUUAAAAAAAAAUUCACAAACGGUGCUUUCUUUCGUAUCGCCGCAGUGUGUUAUUUUCAAUUUUUUCGUAUUUCAAUACAUAUUUUUAUUAUUGAAACUAAAGGCCUGGUGUUUGCUCAGCAACUGAAGGCCUAGUUGCAAGGUAAAAUUUUGCCUUGCUUAGAUACUGAAAAUAGAAUAUCUAGUAUCCAAAUCUGGGUUACUAUAUUUCAAGGAUGGAUACUAGAUUCUAUGAUGCUGGUAUCCACUUGGAUACUGACAAAAAUUUCGAGUUUCGAGCCCUGCAUGGGGUCUCUUUUAGCAGCAUUCAAAUUGAAAAGCCUGCGCACAAAAUUUAAAAGUUUAAAGCGCAUUUUGGGUUCAUGGGCGAGAAACUUGUUAUGUGUUUUAUCAAUGGUCCAAAUAUCAGAAAAGUCACUCAAUUUUAAGUCAUUUAAAUAGCUGCUGAAACUUUGCAUUUUUUAUAAAUGCAUGGCAUUUACCUAAUUUGCAUAUUGUUAUUGUAAAAAAAAGUAAAAUAACAAUAUGCAAAUUAGGGAAAUGCAUGAAUUAAGCAUGUGUGAUUGGCAUUGGUGCCAAAAACUGCAAGUUUCAACAGCUAUUUAAAGAACUUCAAAUUAUAAUAUACCCAAACAAUCUAUAUUUAUCAAAAAUUUCAUGAAAUGAAUGGUCGAUUUGUAAAAUUGGGAGUUGUUUCAAAAUUGUCUACUGUUUUUAUAUGGUUAUGUUUUUGGUUGAUCUAAAUUGCAAAAUUGCCAAAAUUGCGUAAUUGUGAAAAUGCCAUAUAAUUCAAAAUCCUUUACUGUAGCUAACACCAGGGAUGGAUUUACUGGGGGGGGGGGGUGCACCCCCUAACCCUGGCCAGAGGGGUUGCUAUUUUUCAUCAUAAAGCAAAAAAUUAUUAGAGACAAAAUGAGAUACAGUAAUUUGAGUAAUAACAUGAUGAUAAGUGAACUGUGAACAACAAUUAAAUUCAAAUACAGUAGUCAAGCAUUAGUGAAGCAAGUUGAUGGGCAGGUGGCACACAUGACCAACACAACUCGGUACCAGAGCUGGCAGAGCACCCCCCCCCCCCCUACCAGAUCAUGCUGAAUCCAUCCCUGGAGCCUAACACCCUGCUAUAUUACCAGAGUAUUUUACGAUUUUACUUGUCAUGGGGAAAUUGCUGCCACCCAAUGGCUUAACCCAUUGAGCCGCAAUGCGCCCUACUUAUUUUUUUUUUUACUUGUCUAAAGGCGGUUUUCCAGUCCUCGCACGAAGCGAGCUGCGAGGAGCUUCGUGCGAGGACUGGAAAUCCGCCUUAACGCCAGACGAUUUUACUCGUCAAUGGGGAAGCACAGUAUAGUUAGCCAAAAAAAUCUGACAAUGUGUCUAGUUAACCCACUGAGCCGCAAUACGCCCCAGUGCAACCUACUUAUUUUUUCUUACGCCAGACGAAUUUACCUGUUCAAUUUCAUUAUUUUCAAGGUGUUUGGUACAGAUUUUUCUGAUGAUUUUGCAGUGGAAGGACUUUUGCACUCUCUAAAUCACACUUUUCACGAGUUCAAACACCACGAGGAGAUUGAAAACCAAUACAUCUUAGCAAAACUCAAGACUCGCGUUGCAAAAUCUGAACUUUUGGACAUAUUGUGCGACAUCCAUCACGAUACGCAUGUUAAAGACAUUCUCUUGCUCGUUAAGAAGGCCGUCAUGCUCAACGGAAAUCUGCAAAGGUCAUCGUUUAAGGUUGAGCUACAGAAUGCCAUCAAGGAAUUUAUUGAUGAUUUUUUGCCUCACAUGAAAGAAGAGGAGGAGGUGGGUUGAUCUAUAGAUAUAAUAAAAAAUUAUCAAUUCACCAAUGGAUAUAAUAAAUAAAUAAUCAAUUCAUCAAUAGAUAUAAUCAAUAAAUAAUCAAUUCAUCAAUGGAUAUAAUCAAUAAAUAAUCAAUGGAUAUAAUCAAUAAAUAAUCAAUUCAUCAAUGGAUAUAAUCAAUAAUCAAUUCAUCAAUGGAUGUAAUCAAUAAAUAAUCAAUUCUUUAAUGGAUAUAAUCAAUUAUUUAAUGGAUAUAAUAAAUGUGAUACUACACCCCCCAACCUUAGCCUCUCCACUACGGCCCUGUAGGCGGUUGAGAAACACAACUGGAUAAUUAAAUAU
Molecule: messenger RNA, 4426 nt
Organism: Paramuricea clavata
Lineage: Eukaryota; Metazoa; Cnidaria; Anthozoa; Malacalcyonacea; Plexauridae
Source: the annotation of a GenBank genome assembly